GAGUUCAACCAAGACAAAACUAGCUAGCCAGAAAACUAAAGUUCGUUAGUCAUGGAAAGAAAGAUUGAGAUAGUUUCUAUGGAGUUCAUUAGACCUCUUUUUCAUACUCCUAAUCACCUUAAAUGCUUUGAAUAUUCUUUUUUGGAUCAAACGGGAAUACCCCUAUAUGCUCCUUUAGCUCUAUUUUUUCCACCUCCAAUAGAUGCUGGUGAAUCAUAUUCCUAUGAGCAAGCAAGGUCAGUCAAUUCAUCAAGAUUACUCGUUUUGAAGAAAUCUUUGUCUGAAACUCUUGCUCGCUUUUAUCCUUUUGCUGGUCGAAUUAAGGACAACUGCUCAAUUGAGUGCAACGAUGAGGGGGUGCCUUUUUAUGAGGCAUUUGCUCUUAAUUAUGAGUUUGAAAGCGUUCUUAGAAAUCCUGAGUUAAGUGAAGAUUUCCUCCCAAGUGCGGUUGUUGAAGAUGGCUCGUUAAUAUUCCAUAAUUCGACCUUAUAUCCCCUGCUUGUCCAAGUCACCAUUUUCAAGUGUGGAGCUAUGGCUAUUUGUAUGGGUGUUUUUCACCAAGUUGCUGAUGGGGCCACGUUGUAUACCCUCGCCAAUGCUUGGGGAAUAACUGCCCGAGGUAGCAGCUGCAACGAUUCAUCUGAAUUGGUUGCAGCUGCAAAAUUCUUACCACCACCUAUUCCAUAUGUUUCAAACGUGCCUAAUUUGCAGUUAGAAUUUACCAAAUUCUUUUGUAAUGAGCAACGUGUUGCUAAAUUAUUUACCUUUGAUGCUUCUACUAUAGCAUCGCUCAAGGCUAAGGCUGUGAGCGAUGAUGUACCAAAGCCCACACGUGUUGAAGCUGUGUCAGCUCUGAUUUGGAAAUGUGUCAUGGUUGCUACUAACUUAGGGCCAUCAAAAUUGGCCCACCUAGUAAAUAUACGAAAGCGGUUUGUCCCACCAUUGCCAAACCAUUGUGUAGGAAAUGCAGUUGCAGUUGCCACGGCUGCAUGUAAAGGCGCUGAGAAUAUGGAUGGCUCUGACUUGGCCACCUUAGUCACUUGUAUAAGAAAAUCAUUAAUAGAACUAAGUUCAAAAUAUGUGGAGAAACAUAGUCGAGAUGAGGCGAUUUUGGCUAUUCCCUAUGACUUCAUGGAGCUAAUUCCCGCACAAAUCCGAGGCGAGGUAGGAGUGCAAAUUAGUAGCUUGUGUGGCUACCAAUUUUAUGAUGUUGAUUUUGGAUGGGGAAAGCCGUCAUGGUUAACUGUAAAUCAAAAGGCAAUGAGAGAUUUCGUAUUAUUGAUGGAUUCAAGAGAUAGCCGUGGAAUAGACGCAUGGAUAUGUUUGAAGGACAGUAAUACUAUGUCAGUUUUCAAGCAUGAACUGGAGCAGCUGCUAGCAUAAAUAGUUGAACUUAGCUUCUUGUAUCAACUUUCAUUCUUAUUGCUUCAAUUCCUCUGUUGUUUCUUUUUAAGGUGGUAUGUAUUUGUUUUCUGGAAGAAUUAUUUUGAGUGGUUUAUGAAAUAAAAAGAGCUUUGUGUCCA
Messenger RNA from Lycium barbarum (goji berry), 1523 nucleotides. RefSeq names its product vinorine synthase-like. Lineage: Eukaryota; Viridiplantae; Streptophyta; Magnoliopsida; Solanales; Solanaceae. The transcript has a single exon. The record is from RefSeq and is a predicted model, not a curated record. Bases 52 to 1383 code for a protein of 443 amino acids.